This is a messenger RNA of Tinamus guttatus (white-throated tinamou), 1269 nucleotides long. The record is from RefSeq and is a predicted model, not a curated record. Lineage: Eukaryota; Metazoa; Chordata; Aves; Tinamiformes; Tinamidae.
AUGUCGCCGGACAAGAGCCUCUACUUCGCGGAGGCGGGUGGCAGCUCUAUCAGGCUGCUGCGCCUGAAGGACUCGGGCCGACUCUCCUGGAAGCGAGCGGUGGCCCUGGAGGGCACAGUGCUGUCCCUGGCGCUGGACUGGCCCAGUGGCAACCUCUACUGGAUCGGGGGGCAGCCAGCGCGGCUCAACGUGGCAGAGAGGGGAGUGAUCAACAGCGUGGAGCUGGACGGCUCCCACUUCCGCGUGGUGCGGGAAGGGCUGCAUGGCCUCACGCUCUUUGCCAUCGGAGAAGGCUUCCUGCUCUGGACCACGGCGCCCACCAAUGGCUCCACCAAGGUGUGGCACAGCCGGCUGGAGCGGGCCGAGAGCUGGUGGUUCCCUGUGGAGCAGGAACUGCUGGCUGUGAGGAUCUACAGCCCCUUCUCGCAGGGAGGCACCCAUGGCUGCGCGGAGGGCAACGGGGGCUGCGCGCAGCUCUGCCGCCCCAACGCCGCAGGGCGGCAGUGCCGCUGCUCGCACGGCUACCGCCUGGUGCGUGGCGCUGAGUGCGUGCCGGCGCCGCCGUGCCCGGCCCCGCUGCAGCCCUGCCGCGACCAGCAGGGCUGCUUCUCUGGGGAGCAGACCUGCGAUGGGCACCCCGACUGUGCUGACAGCUCUGACGAGCUGGGCUGCCCCUCUGCAGCGGUGGAGAGGCAGCUUCCCACAGCAGCCCCACGGCCAGGGGCACCCCGCAUGGAAGGAAAGGAGACACCAGCCUUGCCUCCAGCUAGAUCCAGUGCUCGACCGUCUGGCCCCAGCCCGCCGGCAGUGCCGAACCCCCAGGAACCCUUCCUGGCGCCCCCGAGCACCGAGGAGGUGCUGGGUGCCGUGCCGUGCAGCAGCGAGACGUGCAACCUGCGUGGGGAAUGUGCUGUCGAGGCCGGGCGGGUGACCUGCCACUGCGCACUGGGCUACCGCGGUGACUACUGCGAGGAGGCAGAGGUGCAGCCCGUGGGGGGUCCCAUGGCCCUGGGGGUGGCCGUGCUCCUGCUGGUCAGCGCCGCCUCCGUGGGGGCCCUGGCCUACAUGAGGAGGAGGGACAGCCGGAGGAGGACCUCCAGCACCGCCUCCACCCGAGUGCUGACCCUGUACCACCGCGAGAGCGACCCUGAGGAGGAAGAUGAGGAGGAGGAAGAGCUUCCCCCCAAGAGUGACACCUUUGUGAACGAAGCUUAUGAUGGGAAGGAGGAGCUGCCAGCCCCACUGGGGAAGGGACCAUCUGGCUCCUGA